Glycine soja is the source of this 1781-nucleotide messenger RNA. Its product is annotated as piriformospora indica-insensitive protein 2-like. Gene Ontology annotation, molecular function: protein binding. Lineage: Eukaryota; Viridiplantae; Streptophyta; Magnoliopsida; Fabales; Fabaceae. The record is from RefSeq and is a predicted model, not a curated record. The transcript has a single exon. Bases 205 to 1566 code for a protein of 453 amino acids.
GUUUUGUUAGCAGGUUUUGUUGUCUCACACAUCCAUCAUCAUCUCUUGUCCUUUUCCCUCUGCACCCUUCGUUAGUUAUUUUUGGCAUCUCUUAUGCACCCUUCCUUCCACCUUUUAUAAACUUGUCUCCGCGUUGCCAUCACCAUUUCACACUUCAUAUAAUACUCCACCAAACUAUACCCUCCUCACUCCAUUCCAACAAAUAUGGGUCUUGUCUUAUGGACGAUGAUGUUUUCUUUUGUCGUGACAAGCACCUUUUUUUCACUCUCCCACCAGCAACCACCUUUGGAUUCCUCCGAACAAGAAUCUCUCUACGAGGUUCUUCACUCUCUCAACCCCUCUGUUCCCUGGCGCACUCUCUUCCCCGACGAUCUCUGUCUCUCUGCUCCGCACGGCGUCGUUUGCGACUUCCCAACUCAACAAAAUGAAACGCCUCACAUCGUUGAACUCAGCUUCGGCUACGUUUCCGACGAAACCCCCAACCCACCUUGUUCCCCUAACGCCACACUCAACCCUCUAAUCUUCACCUCUUUCCCUUAUCUCAGCAAACUCUUCUUCUACAAUUGCUUCAACCAAUCCCUUCCUUUUCCUCUCUCUCUCCCUUCUUCACUUGAGGAACUUGUUUUCAUUAACAACCCUUCUUUCUUUUCACCUCUCGAUGCCUUUCUUCAGAACCUCACUUCUCUCCGGAGACUCAUUUUGAUCGGAAACGCUUUUCACGGUGAGAUUCCGUUUUACAUUGGUGGGUUUCUUAACCUGGAAGAGGUUACUUUAUCCAGAAACAAUCUUAGUGGUGAAAUCCCCUCUAGUUUGGGGUUGCUGAGGAAUCUCAAGGUUCUUGAUCUCAGUGGGAACAAGUUCGAACAAUGUCUCCCUCACUCGCUUGGUAAUCUCUCCCACCUUUUGAAGCUUGACUUGAGCUUCAAUGGGUUUAGUUGCAGAAUCCCUGAGAGUCUAAGAGGGUUGCAAAGUUUGCAUUUUUUGGAUUUAAGCUUCAACCGAUUCGGUAAUUUUGGGGUGCCUUUAUUCUUGAGGGAGAUUCCCACGUUGAAGGAAGUGUACCUGAGUGGGAAUUUUCUCUCUGGGGUGAUUCCGGAAAUAUGGGAAAAUCUUGGGGGUGUUGAAAAAUUAGGUUUUUCAGAAAUGGGUCUGGUAGGGAACAUCCCUGCUUCAAUGGGGGUUCAUUUGAAAAAACUUACUUAUCUUGGGCUUGACAACAAUAAACUCGAUGGGCCUGUGCCUUAUGGGCUUUUGGAGUAUGCUAGUGAGAUCAAUUUGGAGAACAACAAAUUGAGUGGGAGAGUGGAAUUCUCAACAACCAAAGUAGGACAAAAGGUGAAGCUUGCAGGGAACACAGGACUGUGUGUGGACAACAACAAAGUUGGUUGUAAGAGGAGGAGUGGUGAUGGUGUCUUGGGUCAACAACUGAAGGCCUGCAAGAAAACUGAUGUUGUUCCUGAUGAUGCUGUCGUUUUCAGUGGGGCUUCUUCUCUGCUGCGUUUUGAUUCUCUCGCUGGGGUGUUGUUUGUCUUCACGGGAUUUCGUUGGUUUGGUUAUUACGUGUAGAGAGAAUAGGUUUUUGUCUUUUAGACUGAUGGGGAAAGUGUGUUCUUUUUGACCAGUAAAACAACAACAGAGAGAGAGAGAGAGAGACAUGUUUAUUCUGACUAGGAAAAGGUCUUUUUUAAUUAACAAGUGUAAACUGUAAAGUGCUUAGAGAAUGUUAAGGGGAAACUGUUAAUUACAUUAUUCAAAGUUAAAUAUAUGUUAGUAUUUAUUUA